Molecule: messenger RNA, 2109 nt
Organism: Dothidotthia symphoricarpi CBS 119687
Lineage: Eukaryota; Fungi; Ascomycota; Dothideomycetes; Pleosporales; Dothidotthiaceae
Exons: 2
Coding region: 1-2109 (702 amino acids)
Biological process (GO): DNA-templated transcription; regulation of DNA-templated transcription
Molecular function (GO): DNA binding; zinc ion binding; DNA-binding transcription factor activity, RNA polymerase II-specific
Source: RefSeq, a predicted model, not a curated record
AUGUCAGCAGAACCUCCAAGAAAACGCGCAAAACUAGCAUGUGUGACCUGCAACGCGCGCCGUGUAAAAUGCGAUGUAACCGAUCGACAACCAUGCAGCAAUUGUGCUGCUGCGGGGGAUGUUGUGUGCGAGACGCGCGAGUCAAAGCGCGGGAAGCACCCGAGGAAGCCCAAAGUGAGAGUUGAGGAGCGGGAUGUAAACUCUCAGACUGCAUCGACGACUCCCGAACGCCACGCAGACGAAGUCGCUGCAUCACACGUUCUGGCCUCACUUUCUUCCAACUUUCAUAGUCCUGCGGAUACUCACAACACUGCGCACACAAAUGAGUAUUCGUUUGCUACUCCUGCAGGACAAACAGAGUUUCAUGGCACAUUAUCGAAGACAGAGACGCCACGCUCAGAAGAUGAUACCGCUGUGUUCCUGGGUGAAUCUAGCUCACUGAGAUACGUGACGGACGAACAAACACCGGUUCCAAGGCCAAAUCGCCCCCGAUUACGCCAUGCCGUACCGAAUGCGGUCAAAGCGGAUGCCCUAGUACCUCAGUGGGAGGCUGAGCGACGACGCGCGAGGAUGGAAGCACUUCAGGCCGAAGGCACCUUUUCAUUCCCACCCAAUCCAGUACGAAUGGAGCUCCUGAAAGCGUACUUUGAAUGGUUUCAUCCUCACUUUGCCAUCCUAGAUGAAACAGACUUUUGGGCCUCGCACCAAGGAGGGAACGCAUCGCCUCUUCUACUCCAGGCCAUGUUGUUCAUCGGCGUGAUACACUGCGAAGAAUCCACGAUUACCACAUUAGGAUGGGGAAAUCGACAUCGAGCUAAAUGGCUGUUCUAUAUCCGAGCUAAAGAUAUAUACGAUGCUACGUACGAAACAAACAAAAUCACAGUCAUUCAAGCGCUGUUCUUGAUGAGCUUUUGGCGCGCAGGUGCUCUCCUCGAGAAGGACGCACGCCACUGGCUUGGAACAGCAAUCAGUCUUGCGCAGACCAGAGCUUUUCACCGCUCGGCAUCCGAAUCCCAAGAGCAACUGGCAAAACUCAAAAGACGUAUAUGGUGGGCGAUCUACGUCCGCGAACGACAGUGUGGAUCCGCCCUCGGCCUGCCAAACCGUAUUCGUGACAAAGAUUGCGACGUCGAGCCUCUUUCAGCCCCAGACUUUGCUUCAGCAUACAGCCCAUCGACAUCAACCGAGGACGUCCAUCGCUACAUAGCAUACUCCAUCGGCAUCAUGCAGCUCGCAAUAUUCAUCGGGAAAAUCGUCGAUGCAGGGUACCUUCCAAACCGCACUCCACGAUCAACUGAUCGAGCCCAAAUUCGCGACCAACUCUACAAAUGGAAGCAAGACCUUCCAUCUGUCAUGCUUCUUGGCGAUCAGCCGAGUUUCCAAGCCAAUAUGCUGCAUCUUGCGUACAACAAUCUGCUCAUUCUGCUCUACCGCACUAGUUUCGUCACCACUGAAGAAAACAAUAGCGCCGGUACCGAAAACGACGGGAAUAUUGCGCUCCAGGCCGCAGCGCGUAACUCUCGGAUUGUGGAGGACAUGCUUCCCAGCGGAAACAUCGGACACGCACAGAUGCACGUUAUCACCAAUCUCUUCAACACGCUUUGCAUACAUGUUGCGCAUCUCAGAAACUCCACUGGCAUCAAUAGGACGCUUGCUGAGCACCGGGCAAAACUUUGUUUGCUCGGCUUGCAAGAGCUGCAAAAGACGUGGGAAGUUACGAAUUGGGUGCUGCAAAUGUUCUUCCAAUAUCUGGACCGUUCGACGGCCGCGCGUCUGGCGAUGGAGGCUGAUGAUGUCGGCAUUUCAAGUGCUGCGAGUCAGGGCGCGAUUGUCGUACCUCCACUGAUACAUGUGGCCCACCAAGCGGUACCAGAUGAUGCGAAUGCUGGUGUCGAACUACCGGGUGUACAAAAUGAUCCUGACACUUCCGAGAUGAUUCAAACGCCGUGGUCAUGGACUACAGACGAAGCGAACCAAUAUAUUUUCUCGCAAAUCGAGAAUGACUUUGCAUUUGGAGAAGGCGGUCUGCUGCGAUGGAGUCCGGGUGAGGUGCUCCAUAGCGGCUCAUUAACGGAUUUUGGAUAUAUCGGAUUAGACGCAGAGGAUUGA